Molecule: messenger RNA, 4798 nt
Organism: Engraulis encrasicolus (European anchovy)
Lineage: Eukaryota; Metazoa; Chordata; Actinopteri; Clupeiformes; Engraulidae
Product: protein CC2D2B-like
Exons: 34
Coding region: 232-4353 (1373 amino acids)
Biological process (GO): non-motile cilium assembly; protein localization to ciliary transition zone
Cellular component (GO): ciliary transition zone
Source: RefSeq, a predicted model, not a curated record
GAAGCGUUGUAGGCGACGUGCUGUGGUGGCAUGUGUUGACUUCAGACAAAUAUAUUAUGGUCAGCGAGCGCGGAUCUGCAUUAUAUUACACUGUUUCAGUGACCUGAGCAGAAGCAAUUCAUAAAUCUGUUGGAUUCUAGGCUUCUCAUAUAGCCUUCUAUCUUCCUAGGCUGACCUUGAAGAAACUAUAGGCCUAUCAGAUGACCCAAGUGACUAUGGUAAAGGAAAACCAUGGCAGAAUCAAAGAGCUCUGUGGAGAGGACCAGAGAGUGUAGUGCAGUAGGAAACAACACUGAGAAAAAUUCAGAGGCUGCGGCAUACCUGUUCUUUUGCCACACAUUUGAAGAGCAGAAAAGUGAUCACUUAGCAGAGAGUACCUCAUCCAAGACUGACUCGGAUUGCAUCAUCAACAUUGAUGAUGACAGCAAGGAUCCUUUGGUUGAAGGACAAAUUGUCCAUGUUCAGGAGGAUCCAAGUCUUCUCUAUGUGCCACAGGAUACAGAAGCAAAUUCAGAAGAGAUUCUCCCGGACGGGUUAAGGCCCCGUUUAUUGGAAGAAGAAGGGCUGUAUGUGGGUGAGAGGCUUCAAAUAGUGAAGAAAAUGUAUGAUAAGAUGUCUCAUCGACUCCUUGAUGAAUAUGAGGGACAGCGCUGGUUUGGAAAGGAUGGGUGCAUGGAUACAGUGCCCAACCCUCUGAAGAACUACUGGCAAGCUAUAAUAGAUUCUCCAUUUCCCAGUACCUCUGAUGAUUUGACCACUGCAUAUAUUAAACCUGUGGGGGUCAGUGGAAGUGGUGGAGGACGGUCAGAGACGAAGCCCGCUGCAGGACCCUGGCAGCUGGACCUGAAUUUGAAAGGGCUCCAGUUCACACAACACCCGCUCUUCGCCAAGGAACAUGUGCUGGCCAACAGGCUUCAGCGGUUGUGUGAAAACUACACAAGCGGAGGCGGCACAGACAAGGCCACUCUUCUUCAGGAGAAGCUCAGGGCAUUGAGGAACUCAAAAAUGCAAAUGAGUAAUCAUGGUCCAAGAUCCCUCUCAGGUUCUAAAGCCAUAACCAAACAGAUAAGGGAGACUCAGAGGAUGCUGAACCAUAUAAUGGAGGACAAUGCAGCAGAACUGAAGAAGAUCAUCUCUACGUGGCAGUGUCUGAAAGCCCUUAGAGCUCAGAACGGCCACAUCAGCACUUCUGCUAAACUGCAUUUCCAAAAAGUGGCGCUGAAAGAAGAGAAUGGAUCAUCCGUCCACUAUGAUGGAUCAGAUGCUGAUAGUGAGACAGAGAACAACAGGGAUGAGGAGGGCGCUAAUGGAUCUACAUUUUUGAAUGAUGACUCAAUCUUUAAUACGCACAGUGUGGCCGACUGGUUACAAGAUGUUCUCAACACACACUCUCAGAGGGAGAAAGCAGUAGAUGCGCCCCAUCUUACAACUCUGCCGGCUAAAAGGAGCCAUAUCCCCUUCAUUCCUGUCCUUACUAUGAAUCAGCCCAUCUCACCUGACUUGAGUUGUGACGGGAUAGAGCAGUGUAGAAGAGCAGCGUUGCGUGAGCUCUCCAUCUCUGUAAAAAUAUUUUACAAUGGAAAACUGGUCUCAGCUACGCCAAAGUCCCCACUGGACCUUAAUUUCAGAGUUCAUAUUGAGGAAACAUUUAGUAUGCAAGUGACAAACCGGCCAGAGAGUCUAAUGCUGGAGGUCUAUGAACAUGAGAAGUUCAGAAACACUCUUCUUGCCGAGGUUUACCUACCCAUCCCACACAGAAAUGUAUUAUCAUCUAGUGCAGUAGUGGAGACGUUGCAGUUUGGCAGUGAGCGAAGAGCUGGAAGCAGCCUCCUAGUAAGUGCUGGUGACAGGAGCCUGUGGAUGGGGACCACUGCUAAGCUCUGCUACAUGCUGUCAUGGGCAGUGGAUGAGUGGGGCUUCCCUAAGGCACCCCCCACAGAGCCUGCAGUCCCACCGCCAUUUGGAGACUCGGUGGCUGCUCGAUUAAACAGGCAGCAGUUUGAAUGGCUGAUGAAGUUGCAGUUUGACCCCAAUGAUCCUGCAAACUCUCGCCUUCAUGAGCUCAUCAGGGAGUUGCAAAAAAUGGAAAAGGAGAACUCAGGUGGAUAUUUUCGCCUGGAGGAGCCACACGACAGCUUUGCCACAGAUGAGCAGCUGGACAGGGUUUGGCGUUUUCAACUGCUGCGUUUGAGGGAAAGUGUGAAUACCCCUGAGGCCCUACGUACACGUCCCAUCCCCCUCCACGAAAGAAACAUCACAAAAGUGAUGUUGGAGGAGUACACGGCAGGUCAGGUCGAGCUGCCACCUAGAAGGAGAGAUGACUUCACAGGAGACAGGAUGUGGGUCAUACAGUAUCUUCAGCAGCUGAUCAGUGACAUUGAGAAAAACAUGCAGCUCAUGGAGAAAAAAUACAAGCUGUCUGACAUUGUCUGGGAACACCACGAUGCUGGUGAACCAUUCCGGAUCAACUGGGACAUGUUCCGGAGACCACGGCAGCUGAAGCCUAGACGUCAGGCUGUGGAGCGCGUGUCUCCCGGCCAACUGCCCCACACUGACCCAGUGGUCCGUGUCAACAUUCAGAGUGCCAUGCACUUGCCUGUUCGCCAGCAGUCACAGAGGGAUAUGGAGAACCGUGGAGCUUAUUGUGACAUGUCCAGUGGCACAUCCAGCCUUACUCGCUCGACAUACAGAAGCAGCCCCAAGCUCCAGCCUUUUGUUGAGGUGACCUUUCAGGGGGCAACCUUCCAGACCCGAGAGGCAGAGGGGCCUGACCCAAUCUGGAGAGAGGAAUUUACUUUCCUAUUUUGCUCCCCAGGUGGUGACUACAGUCAUGCAGGUCUUGCCAAGAAUCAGGAUGACAUCAUCAUUGACGUCUUUGAUGUGGUUUCUUUUCAACUGACAGAGAGAGACACACUGAGGGGAUGUGGAGCUCACACCUACUUUGGGAAGCAAUGGCUAGGCUCUGUCACCGUACCUUUCAGGGCCCUUCUUCAACAACACAAGCUGGAGUGCAGUGUCCAGAUCAGGAUUCCCCAUGCACUGCUGGGCUACAUGUGGGCUAGCGACCAGGUGGAUGAACACCAAGACCAAGCCAGCUUCCUCCGAGUCCUCAUCGCUCUCGAGCCGCCCAUCUCCUCUAAAGACGAACCCUCAGCCUUAGAGAUCACACAGAGGUCCACGUGGAUGAUCCCAGCAGAUGAGAGCAAGGACACCGUGCAGUUGGCGUGUGAGUUUGACAGGAAGUGCAGGCCUGCUGGUGGACACAAAAGACUCGUCAGCUUCGUACUGAACAGCAAGGGAGAGCUGGCGCUGGCUACCAGGUUUUUCAGACCCCUGCUUGCUCCACCUGGGAUCCUUCAUCGAGACGGGGAUGAGCAGUUUGACAAUGAGAAGCUUACUUUAUUGCACCAGAGGAGAUUAGCAGCCUUUGUGUCUCUGAUUCCCGUGUUGCCAAGCACAUCUGAGGUUGGAGACUACGGGGAGAUGUGGUUUACAUCAGAGCAAUGCCUGGAUCUGGGGAUUGGAAACAGCACUAGCCUCGCGGUCCUGCUCUGCAACCUCUUUCUACAUAUGGAAGACAUGAAGGCAUGGGUUGUUCUGGGCUCCUCUGUCACAGAGGAUAGAACGGCAUUUGUGUAUUCCUCUCACCCAUAUUCUAAAGAACUGCUCUGGAAUCCAAAAGAUGGACGGCACUACUCUGUGCCUCUCAGCCACCCAAUCACAAAAGUGGACUACCUGGUCAACUGGCAAAAUGUGUGGUUUUACAAGAGCAGAGUGAGUCCUGUACCACUGACAUUUCAGCUGUCGAAUGCUUCUGACUGGAUCCACUUGUUCCCGGAAAGUUCCCAACCUGUCUCUGGACAGAAGGCCUUUGCAACACAGUAUCGCCUGCCUGAACCUGAUCUGGUUGAUGAUCUACAAAGCAGCUUAGGGAAGCAGCUAAUGCGCAGUGUGAUGGAGUGGCGGAGCCCCCACCCCACCCGCUGGAACAGGAAGUGUCCCAUGAUCCUCCACAGGAUCCUGCCCCAGCUGGAUGCCCAGCAGGACCUCGCCACACCACACUACAUGCAGGAGGUGGCGCACAUGGUGGCCGCACAGAUGCCUGGCUACAAGGUGACAGGCAUGGCCUUUCGCAUGGGUUUCUCUGGAGUGGAUGCGGUCGUGGAACAAGUUCGACACACCCAGAUCCACAGCACCGAGAUCCCUGGGACAGAGUUUGCCCUGGCUGUCUACAUCCGCCCCUAUCCAAAUAAUGUUUUGGCUGUCUGGGUAUUCCUCACAGCAUUGGUGAAGGACCAGAAAGGCCCAUUCUACCUGCCGCCAUGUCACAAUGAACACAAGGAACACCAGUAAUGCAGAGACAUGAGUGGAGCUCAGAGAGGCAAGAUCAGAAUUCUCUCUUGGCUGAAGCCCGCAGGCCAGAUCCGGCCCGGGCAUGGCAUGGCAAACAUUUGGCCCGCCAUGAGGUUGGAACAAACGAGAACAUGUGUGUGUUAGUGUGUGCGAUCUGUGGCCAUACGGUCAGGCCAUUUAUUUGGCCCUCAGCCUGAUUUGCACUACAUAAUUUGGCCCCUGGCGAAAAAUAAUUGGAGACCACUGCCCUAGAUGAUGAAACAGAUGCCUUCGAAGUAAUCUAAUGAGAAAAUGUUAAUGCAUUAUUUUGCAUGUCACCAUUUACAAAUACUGUUAGUCAUUGUUACUUAUAGUUGAAAUUGAAUCAAACUGGUGAUAACACUUGCAACUGUUUAAAUUCCUUGGCAAUAUACACCUUCUGAAUGCAAUAAAUGACAUUUGAGGA